Varanus komodoensis (Komodo dragon) is the source of this 1963-nucleotide messenger RNA. RefSeq names its product galactose-1-phosphate uridylyltransferase (gene GALT). The record is from RefSeq and is a predicted model, not a curated record. The transcript has 11 exons. Gene Ontology annotation, molecular function: UDP-glucose:hexose-1-phosphate uridylyltransferase activity; zinc ion binding. Gene Ontology annotation, cellular component: cytoplasm. Bases 15 to 1106 code for a protein of 363 amino acids. NCBI's taxonomy places the organism in Eukaryota, Metazoa, Chordata, Lepidosauria, Squamata, Varanidae. Gene Ontology annotation, biological process: beta-D-galactose catabolic process via UDP-galactose, Leloir pathway.
CCGGAAGCCGCGCGAUGGAGCCGGAGGCGGCGGCAGGCGCGGCGGCGCAGUUCGAUCCGCGGGAUCACCAGCACCUUCGCUACAACCCCUUGCGAGACGACUGGGUCCUGGUGUCUGCCCAUCGCAUGCGGCGCCCGUGGAAGGGGCAGGUGGAGAAGCCCCCGCAGGAGGGUGUUCCGCGCUGCGACCUGUCCAACCCCUUGUGCCCAGGAGCGAGGAGAGCGAAUGGCGAGGUGAAUCCCCACUACGAGGGCACCUUUGUCUUUGACAAUGACUUCCCCGCACUGCAGCCGGAUGCCCCGGAGCCGGAUGCUGGUGACAACCCCUUGUUUCGCACAGCGGCUGCUCGAGGUGUAUGCAAGGUGAUGUGCUUCCACCCCUGGUCCGACUGGACUCUGCCCCUCAUGUCCCUGGCUGAGCUUCGCGCUGUGAUUGACAGAUGGUCGGAGAUCUCUGUGGAGCUGGGCGCCUCCUACUCCUGGGUGCAGAUCUUUGAGAAUAAGGGAGCCAUGAUGGGCUGCUCCAACCCGCACCCGCACUGCCAGAUCUGGGCCAGCAACUUCCUGCCCAGCGAGGCGUCUCUGGAGGACCGGACUCAGCGGAAGCACCUGAGCGAGCGGGGCGUCCCCAUGCUGCUGGAGUACGCCCAGCUGGAGGCAGAGAGGAAGGAGCGGAUUGUGGUGGAGAACGCCGACUGGCUGGUGGUCGUCCCGCACUGGGCGGUGUGGCCCUUCCAGACCCUCCUGCUGCCUCGGCGGCACGUCUGCCGCCUCCAGGACCUUCGGGACGGCGAGCGAGACAGCCUGGCUUCCAUCCUGAAGAGGCUCCUCACGAAGUACGACAACCUCUUCCAGGUCCCCUUCCCCUACUCGAUGGGGUGGCACGGGGCUCCGACGGGGGCGUAUCUGGACGCCGACUGCAGCCACUGGCAGCUGCACGCCCACUACUACCCGCCCCUGCUGCGCUCGGCCACGGUCCGGAAAUUCAUGGUCGGCUACGAAAUGCUGGCUCAGGCCCAGCGGGACCUGACCCCGGAGCAGGCGGCCGAGCGCCUGAGGAACCUGCCUGAGGAGCACUACCAGCUGAAACCGAGCGAGAUCCCGUAGCGCAAUGCUCCAGGCGCUCUUCUGGGGUUUGCGCAGUCACUGUCCUUCGGCCAGCAGGGGUCGUUUCCGAGGAGGGCAGCGGGGCUUCUGAAAUGUGGGGCUGCCGCUCAGCGAACAUCACAAGGCCACGUGGCUUGGGCGGCCACGGCGGACUCCGGGCUUCCUGAGGUCUUGGGGGGCCAGUGCGCUGUGGUGGAAGUCGCAUCCUCUCUUGACUCAAGGCUUCUGCAAAACCCCUUUGAUUCCCAGCUUUGCGCACCGGGCUGAGCAACCUGCCGUGCGCCCAGAAACGGAAGCUGGGCGUCUCCGCCGAUCGGCCGGUGCUUCCUGCGCACACCCAGCCGCGGGGAGCUAGUGAUGUGCGGGCGAAACUAUCUGGAAGUCCCAGGAGAGCGAGGUGGCCACAUCUUUCUUCGUGUCCCCCGAAGCGAUCUGCGUGCUGAGCCCAAUGGAAGCUGGGAGCCGUGGCCGUGCCUUGCUGGGAGGCCGGAGCAGCUGGUGCCGCUGCCUUGAUUUCCCACCCUGAGUUCAGUCUGGCUGUUCUCUGCGAACAGGAAGGCUGUUCGGUGAUGCCUCUGCCAGCCUGCAUUCCCCCCCGCCCAAUGUGUCGCUGGGCACAUUCAAAUUAUGGCCCCCUGGCAAAAUAAUUCUGAUAGGGGGAGGUGUGGGGAAGCGGGGAAGGGCUUUGGUGAGGAAGGCACUCGGCUGCGCCACCCCUCUGCCGGUCGGCCUCGAGGAGAACGGAGGCCGCAGCGUCCCCUGGAAGAGAUGAUUUGGCUCUUGGUGCCCCAUUCUGCCCUAUUUUUUCCGACCAUAAUGUACUGAAACAAGAAUAAACAGAACUUUAUCCUGCUGGA